Messenger RNA from Zophobas morio, 1781 nucleotides. Its product is annotated as sterol O-acyltransferase 1-like. Gene Ontology annotation, cellular component: endoplasmic reticulum membrane. The record is from RefSeq and is a predicted model, not a curated record. Gene Ontology annotation, biological process: cholesterol metabolic process. The transcript has 5 exons. Bases 273 to 1748 code for a protein of 491 amino acids. NCBI's taxonomy places the organism in Eukaryota, Metazoa, Arthropoda, Insecta, Coleoptera, Tenebrionidae.
AAUGAGUGGGUAUUUUGAUUCGGUUGACUUAGAAUUAUUUUAAUAGAGAGGUGUUGCUUCACAGUUUAUUCAAAUCAGCUUUAUUAGUUUUGUCGCCGUUGGAAACACGACGUACAGAAAUAACUUUUUUUUUAUAUUUCCGUGCAACCAUAUUAAUUUAUCUACAUAUUUUGACCUCUUUAUCUCUCGAGAUUCUGUCCACUAUCAGAUGUUUUGUUUGAACAACUAUAGUUUUAUUAGGUCAGUCUUUCAUUGAACGUACUGAAAUCGCAAUGGAGUCAACACGAAAGAAAAAUAAUGUAUCUAAGGAAAAAGACUUCAUUGAGCGAAAUUCGCUACUGACUGAUUUAUUCGAGGAUAAACACAUUCGUACUGUAUACAACAUGUUUCUUGCAAUUUUCAUAGGACUAUUUUUCAAUACGGUGACCUACGAUUACAUUAAACGAGGAGAGAUCAAUCUUGGAGUACGACUUAUAAAAAUCGGCUUUGGAAAAAUCCACAUAGUUAUAAUAACCUGGCUUUCUUAUAUUCUCUCCUCCUGCUUAGUUUUCUGUUGUUUCAAUAUUUGGGCCAAAUUUAGAACUUUCCGAAACAAACAACACACAAAAAUAUGGGACCGGUGCUACCUCACUCUCUUAGUAUUGUAUUACGUGGGCAGUUUCAAACUAGCCGAAAACACAGUCACCACUUUUAAAUUACCCAUAUGUUCUGCAGCCAUCGUCGUAGUCGAACAAGUUCGACUUUUAAUGAAAAUCCACUCUUUCGUCAGAACUAAAACCCCUCACAUAAUCAACACCAAACGAACCGACGACAAACACACUCCUCCCACUUUUUCCAACUUCUUAUACUUCCUCUUCAUCCCCACUCUCCUCUACCGAGAUUCCUACCCCCGCAAAGACAAAAUCGACUGGACUUUUGCCGCCUUCAAGCUCCUGGAAUUCGUAGGAGCCAUUUUUUUCCUCAGUUUUGUGACCGAGCGCUACCUCAACCCCUCCCUUCAAGACUUCGGUCUUCGCGAGUACCAACUCAAAGAACUCAUUUUAAUUUUGUUCGAAAACACCAUUACCGGAAUCUUCAUUUUGAUGCUAAUGUUCUUCAUAGUUCUACAUUCGUGCCAAAAUUUCUUUGGCGAAAUCACCAAAUUCGGGGAUAGGAUGUUCUACAGCGACUGGUGGACCUGCACGAGUUAUGGCGGCUAUUUUCGAAAGUGGAAUAUCGUCGUCCAGGAUUGGUUGUACGUUUAUAUUUAUAAAGAGUUUAUGGAGAGUUUUGGUACGAGUGCGGCUGUGGCCAAAUUCGGUGUUAUUGUGAUUUCGGCUCUUGUUCACGAGUGGUGUCUUACGCACGCCUUCGGUUUCUUCUUUCCUUUGUUGUUUGUGGAGUUCGUGGUACUCGGGUCGAUUUUGGGGAACGUCGGGGGUUAUAAAAAUAUCGUUUUCAAUGUAAUAUUUUGGUAUUCUUUGGCGAUUGGUAUGAGUAGUUUGUGCACUUUUUAUACCAUAGAGUACUACGCUAGGAAUAACGCCCCUAUUAAAAACCCGACCUUUUUAGAGUCGCGUUUUUCAGUAUAUCUGCGCACUCUGCGUACAGAUCGUCGUACUUCACGUCGAGAAAGAGUUCGUGCAGCAUCCGACGCGGAGAGAGGCGGUAAGUGCACUCUGAGAGCAACUUGCACACCUCGGAGAAGAGACAAGGGUCCUGGAAGACCUGGGGGCUGCCCUGCUUGCACUGGAGCAGCGACUGCUUGACUUGCUUGCACCAGACGGGGUUCGAGAACUGGU